GUCGCGCGUCCUGAGGCCAGUUGCAGGCUAUUAGUCCGUCAGAGCUGCACUGCGUCACCCACCCCGUGCUAUAUCAACUUCAGUUUCACUGUAACACCCCUCUAUAUUACGCUCUUUUCACUUAGUCGACGUGGCCUUACAAUGCGCGCGCAGCAUACUACUCACCCGCUUCCCGCGUUUCCAGUGUAUUCAUGUGCGUUCGUGGCCUCCGACCAGAUGGUUGUCGGAGGCGGAGGCGGUGCUGCCAAGACCGGAAUUAAGAACAAAUUAAGGCUAUUCAAUGUCUCCCAAGACAGACAGCUCGAAAUGCUCUGUGAGCAUGAGCUGGAGAAAGGCGAGGAUGCCCCUAUGAGUAUUGCAGCUCAUCCAGAGAGCAGAAGCUUUGCCUGUGGAAUUAAUAGCUCCGAAGAACGCUUAGAGAAGGGUGAAAAUGAGAACUGCAGGGUGUUUUCGAUUAGUGAUUCUGGAAAUGCCUUAACCAAGGGAGCUACACGAGGUACCUUGCCCUCGGGAGCUGUUGAGGACUACCAGCGCGUGACAGUAUUAUCACCGGACGGAAAAUUUCUGGCAGUGGCCGGCGAACGUGAUUUGUCUCUUCUCGCGUAUCCUUCCCUUUCUCCCGUCGCUCAGUCUGUCCAAGUACCCAAAGGCGAAAUUUACGAUGUGACAUUCUCAUCGACACACCUUGUACUAGCCACCAGUCUGAACCUGUUCGUAUAUGCACUUCCAAAGCCGCCUUCGGAAGACAUUGAGAAAACGCCGAAGAAGAAAAAGGGAAAGCAAAAAGGCAAAGGCAAGGAGAAGGAUGUGCCUUCUAGGACACCGAGUCAAACUCCUGAACUGCGGCUUGUGGACACGAUCGACAUUCCUUCUGUUCCUGGCGCUCCUGCACAGUCCGUUGUAACAUUUCGCGCAGUGCGCUUUCACCCUUCAGAUUACAAAACGCUGUAUACGGCCGUCAAUACUGUCGCGCCUCGCGCGAAAAAAUCAAAGACGGCCAAAAAGCAGGCUUACAUAUUGAAAUGGAGAGUCGACCUAAGUGAAGAGCAGAAUUCUGCUCGGUCCAUAUCAAUGGAGGGCUCUCGCAAAGCGGGUGAAGGUGGCUUGACGUGUUUUGACGUUAGCCCCAAUGGGAAGUUCCUUGCUUUCGGUUCAUCAGAUUAUUCGUUGGGAAUGGUGGACAGUAUUACUCUCAGCCCGCUCUUGUCUAUACUCAAAGCUCAUGAGUUCCCUAUCACCACCGUUCGCUUUAGCCCUACUUCAACGUUGCUCGUAUCCGGUGGUGUUGACAACUCGAUACGGAUCGUCACUGUGCCAGAGAAGUUUGCUAGCCAAUCAUGGAAUAUGAUUAUUUUCAUUAUUCUGGCCCUUCUUGUCAUAUUGGUGGCAGUUUUGUUGCAAAAGUAGGCGUCAUGUCACCAUCAGGACGUUCAAUGCAGCGGUUAGUCUACGGACCUUGUGUUGGACU
Messenger RNA from Suillus clintonianus, 1468 nucleotides. RefSeq names its product WD40 repeat-like protein. The transcript is spliced from 11 exons. Lineage: Eukaryota; Fungi; Basidiomycota; Agaricomycetes; Boletales; Suillaceae. The coding region runs from base 142 to 1407 and encodes 421 amino acids. Gene Ontology annotation, cellular component: endoplasmic reticulum membrane. Gene Ontology annotation, biological process: protein secretion. The record is from RefSeq and is a predicted model, not a curated record. Gene Ontology annotation, molecular function: guanyl-nucleotide exchange factor activity; protein binding; GTPase activator activity.